Molecule: messenger RNA, 1233 nt
Organism: Acipenser ruthenus (sterlet)
Lineage: Eukaryota; Metazoa; Chordata; Actinopteri; Acipenseriformes; Acipenseridae
Product: pachytene checkpoint protein 2 homolog
Biological process (GO): reciprocal meiotic recombination; meiotic recombination checkpoint signaling
Cellular component (GO): nucleus; chromosome
Molecular function (GO): ATP binding; ATP hydrolysis activity
Source: RefSeq, a predicted model, not a curated record
AUGCAAGCCAGAUCAGCUAUAAACCCUGGUGUGGCAAAGAAAGAAGCUGUGAGGCAUCAUGUCUUGGAGUUACUGAAACAGCACAGGAUGGUAUUUGGGGAUUACACAUGGAAGGAAUUUGAUGAUGAAUUCCUGGUGAAGAAUAUUGAAUCUGUGGCCAUUGUUGAUACAGACCUCAGAAAUCCGAUUGAUCUAAACAGUUGCUGCCUAUCCAUUCACAUUUUCACUUUAAGUGAGGAGGAGCCCAGCACAGAAGAGAAUCUAGAAGAGGAGGAUGAUAACUUAAUAGCAGCAAAUCACUGGCUCUUACCCUCUGCUGAAUUUCAUGGUAUCUGGGAAAGUCUGGUAUAUGAGAAUGAAAUUAAAACACAACUGCUGGACUAUGUAUCAACCACGAUGUUAUUCUCUGACAGAAGUGUGGACAGCAACCUUAUAGCCUGGAACAGGGUUGUACUUCUGCAUGGUCCCCCAGGAACAGGGAAGACCUCAUUAUGUAAGGCUUUGUCUCAAAAGCUUGCAAUUAGACUCUCACAAAGAUACAGCUAUGGACAGUUUGUUGAGAUAAACAGCCACAGUUUAUUCUCUAAAUGGUUUUCUGAGAGUGGUAAACUAGUAACUAAGAUGUUCCAGAAGAUUCAGCAGUUCAUUGAUGAUAAAGAUGCCCUUGUUUUUGUUCUCAUUGACGAGGUUGAGAGUCUUACUGCAGCCCGCAGUGCUUCGCGGGCUGGCACUGAGCCAUCUGAUGCCAUACGUGUAGUUAAUUCUGUUCUGACACAACUUGACCAGAUUAAAAGGAAUCCUAAUGUUGUAAUAUUGACAACAUCAAAUGUCACAGAGAAAAUAGAUUUGGCUUUUGUAGACAGAGCUGAUAUUAAGCAAUAUAUUGGCCCACCAUCUCCUGCAGCAAUCUUCAAGAUAUACCUCUCCUGCCUGGAUGAGCUAAUGAAGUGCCAGAUAAUUUACCCCAGACAACAGCUGCUGACACUAAGAGAGCUGGAGACGCUUGGCUUCUUGGAGAACAAAGUAUCAGAGCUCAGUCUCUUUCUCAAUAGAAUUGCACAGAAAAGUAAAGGGUUAAGUGGCAGAGUGCUGAGGAAGCUUCCUUUUUUAGCUCAUGCUCUUUAUAUCCAGGCCCCAACAGUUACACUGGAAAAGUUUCUUGAAGCUCUGUCCCUGGCAGUAGAUAAACAGUUUGAAGACAGGGCAAACCUGAUGAACUGUGUGUGAGAUGUU